Molecule: messenger RNA, 1854 nt
Organism: Trichomonas vaginalis G3
Lineage: Eukaryota; Parabasalia; Trichomonadida; Trichomonadidae
Exons: 1
Coding region: 1-1854 (617 amino acids)
Source: RefSeq, a predicted model, not a curated record
AUGAUAGAAUUUCAUAUAAACGAUAUAGCUCGAAAGUCUACAAUUGUGUUUUGGCCACCGAUUGUAUACCCUUCUUCAAAACACGUCUCUCCGAUUUAUUAUUUUUUAUUAUUACUCAUUAAGUCAUCCAAAAAGCCGGAAAAGAUCUUAUCAUGGAUAAUAUGUGAUCUUUUCCCUACGCAAUGGACAGUAAGCACACAAAAACCUCCACUUUAUGCAAUUUCUUUAUUAAAAGGCGAAAACAAAGUAGUUAAUUACGCGAUCCUUGACGAAGAGCGAGUUCUUCAUGUUUACACUCCAAAACAGAAUUCAAGUUACGGAUACAAGUCAUUAUUUGCCGAAAGGACAUCUCGUGCGAAGAUUACAGACGAAGGGAAGCUCAACAUCUACGGGCCAAUCGGGAAUUUAGUUCAAAAGCUCGAAUUAAAUGAACCUAAGUUAUCAAAAUUUUGGGAACAAGUUUACAGUUCAUCGCCACCUCAUUUCUUUUCAUUUUUAACAGAAAUUGCAUUACCAUAUCCAUCAUUACUUUAUCAAUCGAUUUACAGGCAAAUUGUUCAUGUCGAUUUGAUUCCUGUCCAUGCCUUCUCGAAACCAGGUGUUAUCAAGCCGGAGAACUAUUCAGAUCUUCUUAAGAGCCUAUUUACCAUUGGUUUCUACUCACAAAAGUUUAUUCCCAUUGUUUCAACGAUUAUUUUAUCAGUUUACGAGAUUCCUACUGUUACAGCGGAAUAUGUUUCCUCUCCUUUAUGCAUUGUACAUCAUAUUGCACCUGCUUUAUUGAGUGCUAUCAAUAACAAAGAGUUCAUUGAGUUCAAAGACAAAAUCAUCAAUUACAUCAAGUCGAAAGAAAAGUUCAACAUUCUUGAGAAACCAGAAGAACUUGGCAAAACAUUUUUCACAACAAUGAAGUAUAUUUUAGAUGCUGCUUCUCUUUUACCAAUGUCCAUUCGCCAGAUAGCAUCAUUGAUCUCUACUUUUGCUACUAUUCGUUUCAAUUCUCGUAAUGAUUUGAUUACUAUUCUUUCUGAUUUUUAUUCAUCUUUGUUUACUGAUUUCUGUUUGAAAGACAAAGAUUUCAAUGUCACAGAAGUCCGUAAACUUGUUUACAUGACAUUUAAAUACAAUAAAUUGAUCCCGAAGUAUUCUUUUCCUGGCUGGAAUGAACGCAUCGAAAAGAAAUUUGUUCCUUUGAUACAUAAACUUGUUUUUGAACUCGCGAAGCCAAUAAAUAAUGUUGAAUAUCAAGCACCAUCACUUAAGAAACUUGAUGAAUCUCUUGGUUGCAUUGUUGGCAUAAUUGUAAAGAAUCAAAAGAGCAUAUUAAAAGAAGUCAACGAACUUGAGUCUGGAAAAUUCAGAACUACAUGUUUAAGUUGGCUUUUCGCAUCAUCAUUAGUUUUACAAUUUGAUUUCCUUGAAAAUGAUGAUGUCAAAGCAGCAAAAGCUCCACCAAUGAUUGGUUUGUCUCCUCUUUUUAUGGAUAAGAAACGCUCUCUUUUCUUUUCAGCUCUUUCCCUUGGAAUUGAUUGCACAAAGUUCUUAAAUGAUGAUCAGCAAACAGAUGAAACAGAACAAAAGCCAAUCAAUGUAUAUGAUGAAAACGGUGAACAACAAAAUAUUGAAGAAACAGAACAAACUGAAAAUGAAAAUGAAAUUAAAAAUGAAAUCAAUGAUGUACAAAGUAAUGAUGAUUUCGUUGCAUAUGAUUCUGUUUCUUCUUCUUCAACUACUUCAGUGUUUGAUUAUCCUUUCGCAGAACCAAUUGUCGACAAACGAGCAGCUUUCGUUGAUUAUCCAAUUGUUAAUCAAGAACAAUCUGAUAUUUCGGAUUUUUCAAGUUCAGAUGUUUAA